CUAUUUUCAUAGCUUGGAUACUUUUGGUGGAAAAAGAAAAACAGAGGUUGGAAAACAUCACUCAGAAUGGGCAGAACAUACAAAAGAAAGUUAGGUUCCAGAACUUACGGAAAUUUCAGUGAAGAACAAGUUAAUAAUGCGUUGCACGACGUAUUGGAGAAUGGAUUAUCGCUACGAAAGGCAGCAAAGAAAUACAGAUUGGCCUACGGAACUUUAAAUAACAGGUACCAUGGAUGUAAGAUCAAGAAGAGCGGUGGGCAACCUGUGUUCACGUAUGAAGAGGAAAUGGUCAUUAUUAACAGCGUCUUAACUUGUGCAGACUGGGGAUAUCCACUAAGCGCUAUGGAUUUAAGAAUGUUCGUCAAGAGUUUUUUGGACAAAAGUGGUAGAACCGUAUCUCGAUUCAACGAGAAUAUCCCAGGACCUGACUGGUUGAAUAACUUGUUAAAAAGGCAUCGAGGUGUUGUCGGUAAAAGAUUAGCAAGUAAUAUUAAAAAGAGCCGAGCGGAAGUUUCACCUGAUUCGAUUAAAAAAUAUUUCGAAAACUUGGGAAAAACCAUUGAAAAUGUUCCCGCUGAAAAUAUUUUCAACUAUGAUGAAUCUAAUGUCUCGGAUGAUCCUGGAAAGAAAAUGUGCAUCUACCGAAGGGGAACCAAAUAUCCUGAAAGAAUAUGCAAUCAUUCAAAAUCUGCAACUUCGAUUAUAGUUUGCGGAUCCGCCUCAGGUACCCUUCUGCCACCUUACGUCAUAUAUAAGGCAGAAAAUUUAUGGGACAGAAGAUAG
Molecule: messenger RNA, 783 nt
Organism: Coccinella septempunctata (seven-spotted ladybird)
Lineage: Eukaryota; Metazoa; Arthropoda; Insecta; Coleoptera; Coccinellidae
Exons: 2
Coding region: 67-783 (238 amino acids)
Molecular function (GO): DNA binding
Source: RefSeq, a predicted model, not a curated record